UGAUUUCGGUGUUUGCCCACUCUUUCUCUCUCUCUCUCCUUCGACGUUCUCAAAGUCUUCUCUUUUCCCUUUUUUCUUAAUCAUUCACUCCAUACAUUUUUGGAGAAGACACAGGACGUGGUCGUGGUCGUAGUGGUAGUGGUAGUGGCAGUGGAGGUGCCAAUCUCUUGUUUUUCUCUCUCUACACUUCAGAUGGUGGUAUUCGACUUUGGUAUCAAGCAGGCGGAUUUAUUUUAUUCUUGAUCUGAUUACUCCACUGCUUGGAUUCAAAUGGAAUCUGAAUCUUGCGCCAAGUCAUGCUCGGAAAAGAAGUAUAGAAGUCACGGAGGGAAAGCACGUGAGCCUGGGAAAUUGCAAAUGUCCAAAAAUGUCGAAAAUUCUACCUCCAAGAAGGUUGCAUUGCAAGCACCCGAAGAAUCAAAAUCAAAUAAUCAUCAGCAAAGGGGAGCAGUUUGUUCUUUGACAAGGAAAAUGGAAACAAGUUUACAAUUAGGGAAUUCGGACAAAAAAGAAUCAACUUCCGACAUUAAUACCAAUCCCGAAAAAAAACCAGACUGCAGAAACGACAACAAAGAUAGUUCACCAGCUGCAAAACUUAGCGACGGCACAAGCAGCAUUGCCAAGACCAGUGGAAGCGCCAAGAUUAGCGAUCGGGCAGAAUUCGUCGAAAGUGGGAAGAGCAGUAUGUGUAGGGCUAGCACGAGCACUGACAUCAGCGACGAAAGCACUUGCAGCAGCUUGAGUAGCAGUGUGAACAAACCCCAUAAAGCGAACGAUCUCAGGUGGGAGGCAAUACAGGCUGUUCGCGCGAAAGAUGGGGCUUUAGAUCUGAGGCACUUCAGACUGCUGAAGAAGCUGGGCUGCGGCGACAUUGGAAGUGUCUAUCUGUCGGAAUUAUGCGGGACAAAGUGUUAUUUUGCUAUGAAAGUUAUGGAUAAAGCGUCUCUAGCUAGCCGUAAGAAGCUUCUGCGUGCACAGACAGAACGGGAAAUCUUGCAAUCUUUGGAUCAUCCUUUCCUUCCAACUCUAUACACUCAUUUCGAAACUGAAAAGUUCUCUUGUUUGGUUAUGGAGUUUUGUCCUGGAGGUGAUUUGCACACUCUUCGACAGAGGCAGCCGGGAAAGCAUUUCUCUGAGCAAGCUGUGAAGUUUUAUGUGGCAGAGAUACUUCUCGCCUUAGAGUAUCUGCACAUGCUCGGCAUUGUCUACCGUGACCUCAAGCCUGAAAAUGUCCUUGUGAGGGAAGAUGGGCAUAUAAUGCUGUCCGAUUUCGAUCUUUCCCUCCGAUGCACUGUAAGUCCAACUCUGAUAAAGUCUGCGUCGCUUGAGGCAGAUCCCCUGCAGAAAAACACAGUGUAUUGCGCCCAACCCGCCUGCAUUGAGCCGUCUUGUAUCCAGCCAUCGUGUAUCGGCCCGACCACAUGUUUCGGCCCUCGCUUCUUUUUGAGUAAAUCGAAGAAAGAGCGGAAACCCAAACUCAAAAAUGAAAUAGGCAACCAAGUCACCCCGUUGCCGGAGCUCAUAGCCGAGCCAACAGACGCGCGCUCGAUGUCCUUUGUCGGAACUCACGAAUACUUAGCUCCUGAAAUCAUCAAAGGCGAGGGCCACGGCAGCGCGGUGGAUUGGUGGACUUUCGGUAUUUUCCUGUACGAGUUGUUGUUCGGUAAGACGCCGUUUAAGGGAUCGGGAAACCGAGCUACACUCUUCAAUGUCGUCGGACAACCUCUGAGAUUUCCGGAGUCGCCUGUGGUCAGUUUUGCAGCCAGAGAUCUCAUCAGAGGUUUACUUGUGAAAGAACCGCAGCAUCGAUUGGCUUACAAGCGCGGCGCAACUGAAAUCAAGCAGCACCCGUUCUUCGAAGGAGUGAAUUGGGCAUUGAUUCGCUGCGCGAGCCCUCCGGAGAUUCCGAGACCAGUUGAAAUCGAGAGAUUUCCUGCGCCGCCGCCGGCUUCGACUAGCGUAAAGGCUAAUCCUGCUGCUGCGGUUCCUGGAACCCCAAACCCGGAUAAGUAUCUGGAAUUUGAUUUCUUUUAGAAGUUUUUUUCAUUCUAUGCUUUCUUAUCACCGAGUUUGGUAUAUCGACUGUUUUUCAGACAUUCAAAGGAUCACAAAGAACAGGUUCAGGGCAGGGAUUCAUGCCCUUUUAGUACUGCUUGAUUAUGUUCGAACAGCCGAAGAAAUUGUUUGUUUGUAUUGCGAAUAUUAUCUUGCUGUUGGUACUUGGUAUCGAUUCUUGUUGUUUAUUA
Andrographis paniculata is the source of this 2246-nucleotide messenger RNA. RefSeq names its product serine/threonine-protein kinase D6PK-like. Gene Ontology annotation, molecular function: protein serine/threonine kinase activity; ATP binding. The coding region runs from base 271 to 2034 and encodes 587 amino acids. The record is from RefSeq and is a predicted model, not a curated record. Lineage: Eukaryota; Viridiplantae; Streptophyta; Magnoliopsida; Lamiales; Acanthaceae. Gene Ontology annotation, biological process: protein phosphorylation. The transcript is spliced from 3 exons. Gene Ontology annotation, cellular component: plasma membrane; nucleus; cytoplasm.